Messenger RNA from Drosophila nasuta, 764 nucleotides. RefSeq lists its product as uncharacterized. Lineage: Eukaryota; Metazoa; Arthropoda; Insecta; Diptera; Drosophilidae. The record is from RefSeq and is a predicted model, not a curated record. Bases 62 to 571 code for a protein of 169 amino acids. The transcript has a single exon.
GUGUGUUUCUUUGUGUAUACCGAAAAGAAAGUUAUUUUUACAAAAUCAAACAAAAAUCAUCAUGGUGGCCUUUUAUGAUGAUGAAUAUGAAGGUAUUGAGCAGCCCAAAACUUUAACGUAUUGGGUGCGCAAUUUUCGCAUGAAACGUGUGCAAAUGCGUCGCAAAAUGCGAGGCUCAGGCAGCCUUCGGGUCAACGCCAUAUUGUCAACGGCAUUAUUCAAUGCCGAGCAUGAACUGCGCAGGAAACAACAGGAACGUUUCAGUCGUUGGCUCGACAUUCAAACGAAAUUUGUUCCACAUGGAAAAACGCAUUGUGCCAGCGACGCCAACGAAAAAUAUGAAGCAGCUGCGGCGGAGACUGAAAGAGCUGAAUUCGAACGUCGCAAUAUUGAAAAUAACCUAUGGAGCAGCGAGCUCAGUGGCCUCGACAGUUUUUUGAGCAGUUUGAGCAGCAGCAACAACAACAACAACGACAGCAGCAAUAACAAAACCAACAACAAUGGCAGCAGCAAUAAUUUCAUCACCAACAACAAUAACCAACAUCACUGCGCCAUCGCAGUACAAAGUUAGCUAGAGAGAGACAACCAUAUGUGUGACACAUUUGAAUAUUUGAGAAAAAGCGAGAGGAACAUCGUGUGUUCAAGCUUCAACUGUCAAACAAAGCAAAACAGCUAUACAUGCAUAUAUAAUCUGUUUCCUACUUUUUUUCAUUUCAUUUGUUCAUUUUGUUAAAUUAGUUUUAUUACGAAGAAAAAUUUCUCAU